CAUCUUGACAGCUCUAUGGCCAAACUUUGGAACCUGAGCUAGGAGAUCGGGUCUCCAGGGCCAGGCGAGCAGCGGUCCCUGCUCGCCCCACUUUGGUGCUGCUCUGGCAGGUGAGGUCCGUGGCCAUGAAUCCUGCGCAGAUCCUUUAUGGUUCCUGAAAUAAUGGCCAACAAGAGAGUCCUGGGCACUUGACUGAGAGGUGAUGACUCUAAGCACAGGAGAAGGAACUUGGAUCAACUCAAGUUGUUGGUGUGCAGUGAAGGAUGAAGAAGAACUUCCUGAACCAAGCAUUUCUCUUGGAGCGUCACAUGUUAACACUCCAAAGGCAGCUUCUUUCUUCACACAGACAACUUACCCUUGUGACGUAUGUGGCCCCAUUUUGAAUGGCCUUUUGGAUGUGGACGAACACCAAGGAACACACACUGCACUUAUAACGUGUUCAUGCAGGGCAUGUGAGAAACAGUUCUGGUUAAGUGAAAGCUUUUGCGAGAACCUGAAGCAUAACACUGUAGAGAAUUCUUCACAAAAUAAUCAAGGCGAAGCCUCGUUAGUUAAGAAUUUCAAAGGUCAUGUAGAGCCUUACUCUUCAGAGAAGCCUUCUGCGUUUGAGGUGGAGCAAAGGAACCUUCAGGACAGUCCAAUUGGUGCCCGACAAAAGGUCACCUAUAGCCAGAAGAUAGCAGGGAGCAAUGAGAAUGAAGACAACUUUCAUGUUGGACAAAUGCAUUAUAAGUGUAGUGAGUGUGGGAAAGGUUUUAACCGCAAAGAUACCCUGGUGCAGCACCAGAGGAUCCACAGUGGAGAAAAGCCUUUUGAGUGCAGGGAAUGUGGGAAAGCCUUCAGCCGCAAAGCCACACUCGUCCAGCACCAGAGGAUCCACACUGGAGAAAGACCGUAUGAGUGUGGUGAAUGUGGAAAAGCCUUCAGUCGCAAAGACAACCUCGCUCAGCACAGGAGAAUCCACACUGGAGAAACGCCGUACAAGUGCACUGAAUGUGGGAAAUACUUUAGCCAUCACUCCAACCUCAUAGUACACCAGCGAGUUCACAGUGGAUUGAGGCCUUAUAAGUGCAGUGAUUGUGGGAAAGUAUUCAGACACAAAUCUACCCUUGUUCAGCAUGAAAGUAUCCACACUGGAGAAAACCCUUAUGAUUGCAGUGUUUGUGGGAAAUCCUUUGGGCACAGAUACACCCUCAUUAAACAUCAGAGAAUUCACACCCAGACAAAGCAUUUUGAAUGCACUGAAUGUGGGAAGCUUUUUAGUAGAAGCUCUGAUUUUAUAGUACACCAAAGGGUUCACACUGGGGAAAGGCCUUUUGUGUGCAGCAAGUGUGGGAAAGAUUUCAUCCGAACCUCCCACCUUGUUCGGCACCAGAAAGUUCACUCUGGAGAAAGACCAUAUGAGUGCGGCGAGUGUGGGAAGGCCUACAGCUUAAGCUCCCACCUGAGUCGGCACAAAAAGAUCCACGCAGCCAGGAGACUGUAGGAGUGCUUGCAACACAGUGUUCAGUCAGGUGCCGAGUCUCAGAUAGAGCUAUGUUGUAUUGUACUUUCUGACCAGCUCAAGUAACUUGCCAGCGUUCUUUCACUCAGUGCAUAUGGCUGAAAUCACUUGAACUCCUCCAUCUUGGUCUUUCCAACAUCCUCUGGAAAGAAAACUUAUUUACCCAGCCCAGUCCCUUUGAUAAUUGUGAAGCACACAUGAUAACAGUAAGCUUUCUCUCUCUGUCAUAACUGACUGGUAGACUUGUCUUCAGCUAAGAUGGUCUGAGCUGUGCUUGUAUUUGGCUUGCAAAGAUAAUUUACUUCAUGGAUGUUGUUUUUGUGUGAAAUAUUUUUAUUUGUUGGCUUGAGACAGUACUGUUAUUUGGCCUAAGCUAGCCUUGAACUUCCCUUUCCUCAGUUUCUUAGUAGUUGAGAGUUUAGACAUGUGCCACUAUCCCGAGCUCUUUAUGAACUUCGUAACACACUGGUUUUUUUUUUCCAUCUUUUAUGUCAUCCAGCCAGAACAAUUACUUUUCUCCUAUUACUCUGCUUUCCAAUGAUAAAUGCCUUAGAAUUGUGACUUUUAAUCUUAGGAAGGCGAGAGUGUAUUGAAAACAGUUAGGAUUUGACAAACUAAAGAGGUAAACAGUCCUGUAUUUUAAUAGGACAGCGAAUUGCUGGAGAGCUGAUGGAGGAAGGUCAUUGGCUAAUAAAGGAACUGCCUUGGCCCAUUUUAUUGGUUAGAGGAUAGGUGGGAGGAGUAAACAGAACAGAACGCUGGGAGGAAGAGUA
Messenger RNA from Microtus oregoni (creeping vole), 2277 nucleotides. RefSeq names its product zinc finger protein 134 (gene Znf134). The record is from RefSeq and is a predicted model, not a curated record. Bases 203 to 1486 code for a protein of 427 amino acids. NCBI's taxonomy places the organism in Eukaryota, Metazoa, Chordata, Mammalia, Rodentia, Cricetidae. Gene Ontology annotation, cellular component: nucleus. The transcript is spliced from 3 exons. Gene Ontology annotation, molecular function: RNA polymerase II transcription regulatory region sequence-specific DNA binding; DNA-binding transcription factor activity, RNA polymerase II-specific. Gene Ontology annotation, biological process: regulation of transcription by RNA polymerase II.